CAGCUGGCGAAGAUUCUGCAACACAGCGGACUCCUGUUUUCGUCGCGUCCGGAACACGAAACUCGUCUUGAGGACUUCGAAGUACGACUGCAAAGGGACAAGAUAAGCCUGCAAGAUCUGCUGACGCUUUUGGGGAGUUUGGGAGUGGUAGAUGGAGCGUUGACGACGCCACAUUCCGACCGAGAAAACCCGCCACCCGAAAACGCGCGCCCAGAGAGUAGACUGACUUUCGCACUCCGCAGCCUCGACAACGCUCUGCGGAGAUGCGAAAUAACCGACGACGCUCUCUCGCGCUGGCUCGAGAGAAUUUUCAAAACUCGCGACGACGAAGCACUGGCUGCCGAGGAGCGAGGGAGGCAGGCACAGGCGUUUUUGGCGAAAAUCAACUGCGGCGUCCUGGCGGAGACGAGGAAAGCCGCGGUGGAUCUCGCGGGUAUAGAUCUUGUGCGGUGCAUUGAAGAAGGGCUCAAGGAGGCUUCGACCCAGCAGGAAAUCAUGGCUGUGGUGACGGACAGGAUCGAUGAAGUUUUCAACGAUGAACGGCUUCACUAUUUGGCAAACCUCAUAGGAAACCCACUGCAUGACCACACCCUUUUUUUUUUGAAAAAGCGCUGCUCUUGCUCUCAACAAGGAUAAGUACAAAGGGAAGGACGCUUUGCGCACAUUUGCACGACGGAACUCACUACCCGCAGCCGUGAAAAUGGACACCUAGGCACAGGACCAGCAACUCCACGAUCACCAAGGACAGCAUCAACACCGAAGCCGUAGGCCUAACAGCACGCCAUGGCCAUUCGUGGUUUUGCGCGGUUGUUGUUCGUGGACUUCUUCUUCAUCAGAUCCCUGGCAUUGCAGCACUUGAAUUUUGGAGGUUUGUCGCAGUCUGAAUCUUCUGAAAAAUUAAGGUAAAAAACGUGAAGAAGGUCAUACCCUGAAAAUUUCAGAUCUUCAAGGCCCUGAUUUCUUCAACAGGACCAACAGCAACGGGACCCUCGGGGUGUCGAUGCUCUUGCUUUCUAUACCAUCAAAGUCUUUCUUUGCACUGCUCUCCUUUGCGUCAAUCUUAUGCACUAUUUUAGAUCUACCACGCAUCUACUCACAAGCCGCCCC
Molecule: messenger RNA, 1107 nt
Organism: Amoebophrya sp. A25
Lineage: Eukaryota; Dinophyceae; Syndiniales; Amoebophryaceae
Source: the annotation of a GenBank genome assembly